AUGGAAUCUGCGAUAACGGAAGCACGUGCAUGGGCUGCGGCCCAAACGGUAACUGAAGAGUGCACUUCGAUAUCUCCACACAUCCCGGCCCGUCCUGUUGGACUGUGCUCAGUUGGUGAGAUGGUGUCCAAACCGGCAGAGUGGCCAGCUUUUGAGAUUUUGCUUGAAGAAAUGGAGAAAUGCAGAAGGAUGUUCCAGGCGUUCUCCCUUACACACAUCCCCAGAUCACAAAACACGAAGGCAGACAAGCUAGCACGGAGUGCUCGAGCUCAGCCUCAUAAUGUGUACUACAUCAACUCAAUUCCACCAACAUCGCUCCCCGAGCCGUUGUAG
Messenger RNA from Microthlaspi erraticum, 333 nucleotides. Lineage: Eukaryota; Viridiplantae; Streptophyta; Magnoliopsida; Brassicales; Brassicaceae. The record is from the annotation of a GenBank genome assembly.